Etheostoma cragini (Arkansas darter) is the source of this 986-nucleotide messenger RNA. RefSeq names its product U8 snoRNA-decapping enzyme. NCBI's taxonomy places the organism in Eukaryota, Metazoa, Chordata, Actinopteri, Perciformes, Percidae. The record is from RefSeq and is a predicted model, not a curated record. Gene Ontology annotation, biological process: sno(s)RNA catabolic process; mRNA catabolic process. The transcript is spliced from 5 exons. The coding region runs from base 105 to 761 and encodes 218 amino acids. Gene Ontology annotation, cellular component: nucleus. Gene Ontology annotation, molecular function: snoRNA binding; phosphodiesterase decapping endonuclease activity.
UGCACUGUCUAUGCACAUGACAAGGGGGCAGCCAUGCAGAGGGAUCAGUUAGCACUGAACUGUGCCUGUGUAAUCUUGCACUGUGUUUGUGUGUAUACUUGUAGAUGGCGAGUGGACAGCUGCCGAGGGCCGAGGCGUUGGCGUGCUCAGGCUGCAGGCAUGCAUGCCACGUGAUGCUCUACUGUGACACGAAAAGUCAGCUGUUUGGGAGACUUCCUAUCAGACAUAUCAUACUGAUGCAAAUGCGCUUUGACGGUCUGCUGGGUUUCCCUGGAGGGUUUGUCAAACCAUCGGAGGAAACCCUGGAGGCGGGACUUAGCCGGGAGGUGUUGGAGGAGCUGGGUGUAGCUCUUCCUAUAAUGGAAGAUGAUCAUGCGGCUUCUUGCUAUGCCCCUGCUUCCUCCUCCCCGUCCUCCCGUCUUAUCACUCACUUCUACGUGAAGAAGAUGGAGGAGGAGCAGAUUAGGGAGGUGGAGAGAGUGGCUGCAUCCACUGCAACAGAUCAUGGACAGGAGGUUCUAGGAAUGGUCAGAGUCCCUCUGUACACAACUAAAGGCGGCGGAGGCCUCGCGGCAUUCCUGUCGCACUCGUUCAUCGGUAAUGCUCGCUCCCAGCUGACCGACUCUCUGCUACGUCUCAACCUGGUUGCCCCUGAGGAGUUGCAUAAAGCCCUCACACACUCUCUGAAGAUACACACACACACCGCAGAGGACCUGCAGGUGGCCUUUGUGCAAACGGAGGCAAAGAGGAAACAGUUUUGAAACACAUCUGCACCAGCACAUCCUCUCCAGCACACACAUAGAUACAUUUUGCCUGUUAGCAAUGUUCAACACAAUCCUUCACUCACACACUUAAUCCUACACACAUACACACACUGUCACACUGAUUCUGGCCUGGUGACUCAUAAUUGCCUCAUGGAUCAACCAGUUGAGGAGAAAACAGUAUCAACUGCUCCAUUAUUAAUAGAAAUGAAAUAAUUUAACUGU